Coffea eugenioides is the source of this 1329-nucleotide messenger RNA. RefSeq names its product DNA ligase 1-like. The record is from RefSeq and is a predicted model, not a curated record. NCBI's taxonomy places the organism in Eukaryota, Viridiplantae, Streptophyta, Magnoliopsida, Gentianales, Rubiaceae. The transcript has 4 exons. The coding region runs from base 1 to 1329 and encodes 442 amino acids.
AUGAAGAAAAAGAAGGAAGAAAAAAUUGAACGAAAAUCAAAGUUUAACAACUUUCAGAUUACUUGGAAUGACUGCAACUCAGAAGGUGAAGUUGAAGAAAAAGAGGAAUCUGCCCAUAUGGCUUUCAUGGCUAUUGGUGUUGAUGAGAUAACUACUUGUAACUCUCAAUUUGAUAGUGAUGAUGAAUCUGAUGAUGAUAUUAAUUCAUUUAUGGAAAGACUUUGUGGUGAAGAUGAUGAUGCGGGUGUUCAAGAAGAACAAAAGAAACUCACUAUCAAUGACCAAGACAUUACUUCACCAGAAGAUGAUUCAAAGGAAGAUGAUUCUCAAGUUAGUCCAGCACUGGAAGACAAUGACAGGAAUAGAAGGUCUGUCAGUGCCGGACACACCACAAGGUUCAAGUUAAGGGAUGAAGAUAUUGAAAUUGUUGAGCCAUCCACCACUAAAUCUCCAAAGAGAGGAACAGAGAAACAUGGUGAAAAAGGGAAAGGUUCGGUCCAAAAGAAACAUUCAGAGGAGUGGCAGACUGCUGAGCAAACCGAGGAACAGCCCACUGCAUUGCCUCCAGUCAGUGACAGUGAAAAGGAACUGGAGCAGCCCAUUAAUGCUGAUGCAUCCGUCACGAAAUCGCCCAGAAAAAUGAUGGAAUCUCAUAGUAAAAAAGGAAAAAGGUCCGCUAAAAGUAAAGGGACUGCUCAAACUAAGGAAAGGCAAACUGCUGAUCCUUCUACUGAGCAAAAUGCUGAAAAUCAGCAAGCCCCUGAGUCAUCCACCAGAAAGUCACCACGAACAAGAUCUGGUGGACAGACUGAUGAACCUGCUGCUCAACGAAGUGCAAAGAAGAAACGAGUUGCCAGGGAGCAACCUGAGGCUCAAACUGCAAAGGAACCUACCUUUUACCCAAGUUCAUUGAUGAUGAUGUCAGGGAGAGGUUCGAAUGGAUCUCGCAGAAAGGUUUCAUCACUCAGAGGACUAUCAUCCCUCACGAAUUCCAGAACCUCAAACAACACAUCCUACUUUCUAGAAAAUGGUUUAAUGAUGACCAUAUCACCCGACCAACAAGUCACCUUCAUUGAUAAAAGGAACUUGCUUGUGCCUCCUAUUCCUCAAGACAAUGAGAAUGUUCAUCAGAAAGAGCCAAGAACUGAGCUAACUGAGCAAACUCUUCGUACUGAAACUACUCCAGAGGCUCGUGCUUCUAGUUCUCAGCCACAAGACAAAGGAAAGGCUCCAAUAACUAAAGAGGAAACUGAAGAGGAUGAUGAGGAAACUGAAGAGGAAGAAGUGGAUCCUGUUCAGUACUGCCUAGCAAGGAGAAGACUCGGAUAG